Columba livia (rock pigeon) is the source of this 2540-nucleotide messenger RNA. It is a transcript of the gene HNRNPH3, whose product is annotated as heterogeneous nuclear ribonucleoprotein H3. Gene Ontology annotation, cellular component: ribonucleoprotein complex. NCBI's taxonomy places the organism in Eukaryota, Metazoa, Chordata, Aves, Columbiformes, Columbidae. The record is from RefSeq and is a predicted model, not a curated record. Gene Ontology annotation, molecular function: RNA binding. The coding region runs from base 235 to 1203 and encodes 322 amino acids. The transcript is spliced from 10 exons.
CCGCGUCCCCCGGCAGGUGCGCGCAUGUGCCGGUGGCUGCCCCGCCCAGGCUGAGGAGCGCGGCGUGGCUAUCGCGGGACUUGCGCGGCCGGGACGCCGACUUGCCCGUCUCGGUUGCGUAGGUUGCGAGCCUGCCGGCCGGUUGCACGCGAGAAGGAGCUUCUUCGGCAGAAUCUCCUGCUGGGGCGCGUCGAGGGGUGUGCGAGCGUCUUCUGGGUUUGAUUUAAAUAAAAGAUGGACUGGACUGGAAAACAUAACGGGCCAAAUGAUACAACCAAUGAUGGAACAGUGGUACGACUUCGAGGCCUGCCAUUUGGCUGCAGCAAAGAAGAGAUUGUUCAGUUUUUCCAAGGGUUGGAAAUCGUGCCAAAUGGGAUAACAUUGACGCUGGACUACCAGGGGAGAAGCACAGGGGAGGCCUUCGUGCAGUUUGCUUCAAAGGAGAUAGCAGAAAAUGCUCUGGGGAAACACAAGGAAAGAAUAGGGCACAGAUAUAUUGAAAUCUUCAAAAGUAGUAAGAGCGAAAUCAGAGGAUUCUCUGACAUGCCAAGAAGAAUGAUGGGACAACAACGACCUGGACCAUAUGAUAGACCAUUAGGAGGAAGAGGGGGUUAUUAUGGAGCUGGGCGUGGAAGUAUGUAUGACAGAAUGCGUCGAGGAGGUGGUGGAUAUGACGGUGGAUAUGGUGGCUUUGAUGAUUACGGUGGCUAUAAUAACUAUGGCUAUGGAAAUGAUGGCUAUGAUGACAGAAUGAGGGAUGGCAGAGGCAUGGGAGGACAUGGCUAUGGUGGAGCUGGAGAUACAGGGUCGGGUUUCCAUGGUGGCGGUCAUUUUGUUCACAUGAGAGGACUGCCCUUUCGAGCAACAGAAAAUGAUAUUGCUAAUUUUUUCUCACCAUUGAACCCUAUAAGAGUUCACAUUGAUAUUGGAGCAGAUGGAAGAGCCACGGGAGAGGCAGAUGUGGAAUUUGUAACACAUGAGGAUGCAGUAGCUGCCAUGUCUAAGGAUAAAAAUCAUAUGCAACAUCGAUAUAUUGAGCUAUUCCUGAAUUCAACUGCUGGAGGUGGUUCUGGCAUGGGAGGCUACGGCAGAGAUGGAAUGGAUCAAGGUUACGGCUCAGUUGGUAGAAUGGGAAUGGGCAGCAAUUACAGCGGCGGAUAUGGAACUCCCGAUGGCUUGGGUGGAUACAGUAUGUAUGCGUGACCUUGUGUCAAUUGUUUGCAGGUCGUGGCAGUGGAAAUAGUGGAGGAUACUAUGGGCAAGGCAGUAUGGGUGGAGGAGGCUGGCGUGGGAUGUAUUGAAGGAUAUAGCCUUGCUUCUGCAAAACAUCUGGAAGAAACAGUCUCUGGUCUACUAGACUUUCUUACAAAAUUUAAUUUCUUUUGUAUUUUAAGAACUUUAUAAUGACUGAAGGAAUGUGUUUUCACAAUAUUAUUUGGUAAGCAACAGAUUGUGAUGGGAAAAUCUGUUUUCUGUAGGUUUUAUUUGUUGCAUACUCUGACUUUAAAUAAAUUUUUAUAUUCAAACCACUGAUGUUGAUACUUUUUAUACUAGUUACUCCUAAGGAUGUAUUACAUAUUCAAGACUACAGUCGGUUUAAGAUGUUGUACUAUGGUUCAAUAAAGGUGGUUGUACUGUAACUCCUAUGAACACUGAUUCAGUUCUAUGUAAUCUUGGUGUAGUGAAAGAGUUUGAAAAAUUCACUUGUUUAAGGGAAAAAAGGUAGAUGAAUAGAGUAGUUUAUUGGGUAACAAAUACUUCCCAAACCCUUUUGCUAAGUUGUAUGUAACAGUUUCCAACAUGGCGUACAGUCGUGGUGGCUGAAAGUCGUGGUUGCAGCUUUCUGCAUUGUGCUGCCAGAGUCCAUCAUCAUCUUCAAAUGCACAGCUGCCUCAAGGAGCAGUGCCCAAGGUUUGUUCCUCCACCAAACCAAGCCAAAAAGUUUAUUUCCGUGCUUUGCUGUAGAGCUCUUGAUCCUGCAUUUUGCACAUGUAACUUGCAAAGCAAACUAAAACUCUAGCACAGCUUUUGGUGAACAUGGAAUAGGUGAAGUACUAGUUCAUUUGAAGCUAGCAACAUAGUGUUGUUUUCACAAACACUGCUCUUGGGAGGAGGGGGGAAUUUGGAAGAAAGAUUUUCUUUCAUGAAACUUACAUUUAAACAUGAUUCAGCCUUUGCUUGUACAGAGCUGAUUCAUCUGUCAUUUGUUCAAAACUUGACAAGUCACCAUAUGGAUGAGCUCAUUACAAGCAAAGUAUUUCUAAAAUCUAAGCCAAAUACUUGUUAAAUAAUACAACCCAAACGUCGAUAAAACUUACUAUGCAUUUGUGACAUGUAAGAAACUACUGUUUGAAGACACUUAACGUUACCUGAUGUGUAAUGAAAGGUAUUUAUUCUUCUGAGCCAGUGUGACUUCCCAAACUAACUGCUUUGUCCUCAAUGCCUCCCUUAAAAUGUCAAAUGUGAUCUUGGGUAUUGAAAGUCUGUCACCUGUUUUGCUAGUACUGUGUUAUAUAUGUAAUAAAUGUCUUCUUGUGGGA